Choloepus didactylus (southern two-toed sloth) is the source of this 4088-nucleotide messenger RNA. RefSeq names its product caspase recruitment domain family member 6 (gene CARD6). The record is from RefSeq and is a predicted model, not a curated record. The coding region runs from base 202 to 3372 and encodes 1056 amino acids. Lineage: Eukaryota; Metazoa; Chordata; Mammalia; Pilosa; Megalonychidae. The transcript is spliced from 3 exons. Gene Ontology annotation, biological process: regulation of apoptotic process.
CUACAGGGAGCUGAGGACAGAAAGGGCUCAGGGUCGGGUUCCCCACUGGGCUUAUUUGUAUCAACACUGGGUAUUGUUGACGUUUUAAAUCGUUGCCAAGAAUUACUCCUUGCUUUUUUAUUUAUUUAUUUAUUUUUAACAUUUAUUUAUCUGUGAGAAAGCGUUUGCAAUCCACUUCCUGGUCUACGUAAAGCAGGAACAAUGGCUACCGACAACACCGUCCCUUCAGAGAUUAUAGCAAGAGAACGAAAAAAGUUGCUUGAAAUCCUUGAGCAAGAUCCUGAUUCUAUCUUAGACACACUGACCUCCCAAAGGGUGAUUUCUGAGGAAGAGUUCGAGACUCUGGAGAAUGUUGCAGAUCCCCUGAAGAAAAGUCGAAAGCUUUUAAUUUUGGUACGGCAAAAGGGAGAAGUGAGCUGUCACCAUUUUCUGAAGUGUUUUAUCAAUACUUUUCCGGAGUCGUGUACUGUCUGGGGCUUAAGUUAUGAAUUUUUAAAACAUGGGAAUGUAGACCCUCGUCAAUCUAUGGGGGUAAGCAAGAAUUCAGAAGAUGCUUUUUUCUCUGAAAAUAAACAACCUGAGAAUCCUGAGAUCACAGUGUCCUUCAAAGAGAAGAGCCAUUUGGAUUUGGAAACCUCUGAAUCUUCCAGGGACAAGAAAACUAGUGAUGGGGAAACUGCUUUUUACUCACAGGAAAAGGAUGAGAAGGAAUACAACACAUCAGAAGUCACGUUCUCACACUCAGUUGAGGAAGCUGAAUAUGAAAUUCCAGCAACUCUUGUAUAUUUAAGGGACGGACAGAGAUAUGAUGAGCCGGAUGAUUCUUUAUACUUAGGAGAAGAAGAAUAUCUAGGAUAUGUUGAAUACCCUGAAGAUGCAGAAACCCCUGUGGAAGAGGAGAGUUAUAAUGAUCCAGAGUAUGGUGGAUAUGAUGGUGAGGACUCUGAGUAUCCAAAACCCACAGAGCUCUCUGGUGAUGCACAGAGUUAUGGGGAUUCAGAAACCAGCAUGCCAUUGGAGGAGGAGGCAGAGGAGGAAAGUAUGGAAGAAAAAAAAAAGGUGUUUGAAGAUGUCCUGUCAUGCUUGAACAUGGAUAGGAGCAGAAAGCUUCUGCCUGAAUUUGUUCAACAAUUCUCCAUAGACCAUGGAUAUAAGUGGACACCUGAGACUCCAGGAGACUUAGCCUGGAAUUUCCUGAUGAAAGUUCAAGCACUGGACGUGACAGCCAGAGAGUCAGUCCUCAGGCCAAGGGUUCCAGCUGAAGAUAGCAAAGAGGAAUUGCUGACUGGAAUGGAGAAUUUGGAACUUGAAGACAUACAGACCAUUAAUCCCCUUGAUGUCCUUUGUGCCUCCAUGCUGUGUUCAGACAGCUCUUUGCAAUGCAAAGUCAUGUCAAACAUGUUUCAGUGCCAGUUUGCUCUUCCCCUGCUACUGCCAGAUGCAGAAAACAACAAAAGCAUCUUGAUGCUGGGGGCCAUGAAGGACAUUGUUAAGAAACAGUCAACACAGUCCUCAGGAGUCCCUGCAGGGGAUACAGAAAACUUUCUGACUCUCAUGAAGAUGCCUGUCAUCUCUUUUGUGCGUCUAGGAUGCUGUAGCUUCUCCAAGUCCAGAAUUCUCAACACACUGCUCUGCCCUGCCCAACUGAAGUCACACAAAAUCUUUCUCCAUCAGGAUUCGCCUAGUUUGGUUCUUCCCCGGCAAAUCUCUGAUGGCUUGGUUGAGAUAACCUGGUGUUUUCCUGAUACUGAUUGUCUAAAGGAAAGCUCUAGUUUUUUUCAAAAGCCUGUUGCAGUGGCCAACCUUCGUGGAGACUUAGAAAGCUUCUGGACACAGUUUGGUUUUUUGAUGGAAAUUUCCUCAGCUGUAUUUUUUUUUACUGACUACCUAGGUGAGAAGGAAUGGAAACUGCUAAUGUUUUUAGGAGAAACUGCCACUGAAAGAUGCUACUUUGUCCUCAAUCCCCAGGCCAGAGAGAGUGAAGAGUCUCAGAUUUUCCAGAGGAUCUUGAACUUGAAGCCAUCACAGCUCCUGUUUUUGGAGGGGGAGGAAGCUGAGCAUAGAGGGGAGAACAUGGAGGGCCUUCGAGCUGCCCUCCAGGAAGUGAUGUGCUCUUCACUCAAAUGUGUGUCUGUGGAGGACAUGGCCUUCCUGGCCAGGGAGUUGGGGAUCCAGGUAGACAAGGACUAUGAGAAUGCUGAGGGAAUUCAAAUUUCACCUAGGGAAAAAAUGGCUGAAACAGCUGAGUAUGUGGGACAACAAGGACAGAGUCAGCCAAAAGGAUCAUCUGAAAGCCUUCCUCAGAUACCCUUCAGAGAGGCUGGGGUCAACCAGACUCCUCAGAAUUUCCACCCCACCCCAAUGUUCAUGUCUUAUCCACAGAACUCCUGGCCUUUACUGACCAGAAUUGGAGAUAACUUUAACCAGGUUUCCUCAAACCCACCCUGGGUUAUGGGCUCCCAUUUUUGGUCAAAGCAGAGGUCUAGGUGGUUCCACUCUUCGGGUUUUCAGAGUAAAAGGGUCCAUAGUGGACAUAAAAAUUUUGGUUUUCAAUAUUUCCAACCCCAGAGAUUUUAUUCCAGUGAAAGAUUCAUGAAAUUUGCAAGAACUGCUCGGGGACGUCACUGGAAUGGAACACUUGGGAGACCACCAAGACCCAUUUUUCAGCAUGUAUGGGCCUGGCCAGAGAAAUCACAAACUAUGGGAGCUCCUGAAAGGUCUGGGUUAGUGGUCUCCCAGGUAGGUCACUUCCAUUCCCUGGGCUCACAGCCAGCAGGAGCAGUUGGGAAGCCACAGCCAGGACAAGCCUGUGCCAUGGGAACACAGCCAACUGAAGCAACUGGAAAGUAUAUGAGGACGACAUCACAUAUAAAAGAGCGCCACCAUCAAGCCUUUCAGCCAACAGCCAUAGGAAAGCCCAUAAGAUAUGCCUCCCCACAAGGGCCCCGGCUGAAAACACACGGUGGGCCUUUGAAUCCAGCUUUCCAAAUAGGACCCUGUCCCAUGUCCAAAAGCAAACUUUUACCCAGCUCUCAACAUAAAUCCAGUUGCCCCAAUCCUUCUCAGGUCAAGCACUCUGAGCCUAAACGCUCCCAACCUGUUCAAUCUCAACCCAAGCCUACUCAAACAAAACCCACUCAGCCCCAACCAUCCCAACUUAAACCCUCCCAGUCCAAACCCACUGAGCCCAAGCCCUCCCAGUCCCGAUCCUCUCAUCCUAAACCCUCCCAGUCCGAAUCCACUCAGCCUAAGCCCUCCCAGUCUAUGCCUUCUCAGCCCAGAUCCUCUCAAUGUAAACCAUCCCAGAGCAGACCUUCACCGGCCAAGGCAUGUUACCCAAGAGCAGGGCCUAAGAGGGGAGGGAAGCAUUAAAGUUCUUACUCCUCCAGGGACCCAUAUAAUGUAUCCUUUACCCACGGCAUUCCUAUCACAUAGUAACCUAGAGUUUCCUAAUGGUAAAAGACUACAGUCAUUAGCAUGACACAAAAAGAUAUCCACACUCUAGUUGAAUAUCAUUAAAAUAUCUUUAAGAGUUUUGCCCCUAAAUGAGAGGAAAAAUAUUGAAAGAAUUAAAAAUAGAAUUAAGCAGUAAAUAAAUUAAUUGAAUCCAACCUUGAGGUAUUAGGUAAUGUAUAAUGGAAUCCAGGGACUGUGGGCUAUAAGGUAACCCCAGCUGGAGGAUAGAUUUGGGGUUUCUAAUGGCACAGUGAUUAUAAAAUAGGGCUCGGAUUGCCUCAGUGUUGCAAGAAAAAUUGCCUUAUAUGUAUUUUCUGCCCUAGACGCACCCUGGUAAAAACAUUCUGGUCUAAUGUCAGCCUGCUAAGCCAAUAAGCCUGUUUAUUUGGCAUGGUUCAAUCAACUUGCUUAUUCUAGUAACCCCAACUUGCUUGGAUGAUAAAACUCCUUCACUGGACUUUUGCAUAUAAAAAUAAUGAACUACCCCAUUGUCUGGGUAGCAACACACAAGAUGGAAUUUAACAAAUAAUUAUGAAUACCAAAGCUCUAUGUAAUUUUCUUUUUCCUAGUUGCUAGGGUAUUAGAAUAGCUAGAAGGAAAGAAUUGAAAUGGUGGAACUCUACUAACCCAUA